AUGAGUGUUUCUUCAGAAAUUAAAUAUCAAUUUGCAAGAACAAAAAUAUGUAAACAUUUUUUGGAAAAUAAAUGUUUAAAUAAGGAUAACUGUAAUUAUGCUCAUGUUCUAGAAGAAUUGAGACCACUACCUAAUUUAAUUAAUACAAAAUUAUGUAAAAGUUUAAAAAAAAAUGAAGUAUGCAAUAUUCCUAACUGUAAAUAUGCACAUAAAAUUGAACAUUUGCAACCAAGUACAAAUUUGUCUACUUAUAAAACUACCAUGUGUUACUUUUGGAAAAAGAAAAAAUGUAUGAAUGAAAGCAAGUGUAGAUUUGCACAUGGAAUAAAAGAAAUAAGACCUUUAAACAUAAAAAAAAAAACAGUUAAAGAAAAAAAUUUAUUAGAAUCAAAAGAAAAUGUAGAUUUAGAUACAGAUGAGUGUAUAAGAAAUCUUUUAUCUAAUGUUUUAUUUUUUGAAAAUUUAUCUACUAUUAAAAAGGAUCUUUUAAGUUCUGGUAAUGAUUUUUUAAAUAACUACAAAAAUUUUAAUUUAGAUAAUAGUGCUUUUUCCAUUUCAAGAGGAAAUAAUUAUUCCAAUUCAAACUACACUGAAAAAUCAGAACAUCAUAGUUUAGAUACGUUCUUUCUAGAAAGAAAUAUUCCUAAUUUGAAUUAUAUACCCAGUAAAAAAGAAAAUGAAAACCUUGAAUUGUUAUCUUUUAAUGAUGUAUCUACUACAGCAGAAUUAAACGAUGAUGAUUAUUUUAAUGAAUUAUAUAAGUGUAUAAAAAAGGAACUAUCUAAAAAUUAUGAAAACAUAUGUAGUUAUUAA
This is a messenger RNA of Plasmodium gallinaceum, 813 nucleotides long. Its product is annotated as zinc finger C-x8-C-x5-C-x3-H type, putative. NCBI's taxonomy places the organism in Eukaryota, Apicomplexa, Aconoidasida, Haemosporida, Plasmodiidae. The coding region runs from base 1 to 813 and encodes 270 amino acids. The transcript has a single exon. Gene Ontology annotation, molecular function: mRNA binding; metal ion binding. The record is from RefSeq and is a predicted model, not a curated record.